GUCGUAGCAUCUCGAGAUAGUUUUCCUCUCACCAUCCUCAAAUUCUUUGAACCUUUUCUCUCUCUUUCUCUUCUGAAGCUCCUCUCUCACUCACUCUUCUUUAAGGAAGAAGAAAAAAGAGUAAAAAUGGCAGUUCCUAAAGCCAUUAUUCUACCUAUCUUGCUACUCAUCUGUGGUGCUGCUCUUGGAGCUCCUGCUUAUGAAGGGUACCUUCGUAAUGGAAACUUUGAAGAGUCACCAAAGAAAACCGACAUGAAAAAAACAGUUCUCAUCGGCAAAACCGCCUUGCCCGAAUGGGAAACCACCGGUUUCGUCGAGUACAUCGCCGGUGGUCCUCAACCGGGAGGUAUGUAUUUCCCCGUCGCUCACGGUGUUCACGCCGUGAGGCUCGGAAACGAAGCCACGAUCUCUCAGAAGCUAGAAGUCAAACCAGGUUCUCUCUACGCCCUCACGUUCGGUGCGUCGAGAACUUGUGCGCAAGACGAGGUUCUUAGAGUCUCUGUUCCUCCUCAGUCCGGUGACUUGCCGCUUCAGACACUUUACAAUAGCUUCGGAGGUGACGUGUACGCUUGGGCCUUCGUUGCCAAGACUUCUCAAGUUACUGUGACUUUCCAUAAUCCUGGAGUUCAAGAAGAUCCUGCUUGUGGUCCUUUGUUGGACGCUGUCGCCAUCAAAGAGCUUGUUCAUCCAUUGUACAUCAAAGGGAACUUGGUGAAGAACGGAGGGUUCGAAGAAGGUCCUCACCGUCUUGUGAACUCUACACAAGGAGUCCUUCUCCCACCUAAACAAGAAGAUUUCACAUCACCUUUACCUGGUUGGAUCAUUGAGUCACUUAAGGCAGUGAAAUUCAUAGACUCUAAGUACUUCAAUGUCCCCUUUGGACAAGCUGCGAUCGAGCUAGUUGCAGGCAAAGAAAGUGCCAUUGCACAAGUCAUUAGAACUUCGCCUGGUCAAACCUACACCCUCUCCUUUGUUGUUGGAGAUGCUAAGAAUGACUGCCAUGGAUCCAUGAUGGUUGAAGCUUUUGCAGCCAGAGAUACACUCAAAGUGCCACACACUUCCGUUGGUGGAGGUCAUGUUAAGACUGCCAAGUUCAAUUUCAAGGCGGUCGAGGCAAGAACUAGAAUUACUUUCUUCAGUGGUUAUUACCAUACCAAGAAGACUGAUAUUGGAUCUCUUUGCGGUCCUGUCAUUGAUCAGAUUGUGGUUACUCAUUUGGCUUAGAUCGAGUUUACUCUUUUUAUCACGACUGCAUCUUGUGUUCUUUGCUCCUUUUGGAAUUAAGUGAUAGCCUUCAAGUUAAAAUGGAUAAUGAUAUAUCCCAUUAUUGUAAUAUGAAAUGUUUUGAGUUAAACCAAGAGUAAUAGUAAUUAAUAACAAAAAAUUAGAAGGUA
This is a messenger RNA of Camelina sativa (false flax), 1394 nucleotides long. RefSeq names its product protein TEEBE-like. NCBI's taxonomy places the organism in Eukaryota, Viridiplantae, Streptophyta, Magnoliopsida, Brassicales, Brassicaceae. The record is from RefSeq and is a predicted model, not a curated record. Gene Ontology annotation, cellular component: plasma membrane; cell wall.